Molecule: messenger RNA, 1833 nt
Organism: Trifolium pratense (red clover)
Lineage: Eukaryota; Viridiplantae; Streptophyta; Magnoliopsida; Fabales; Fabaceae
Product: sister chromatid cohesion protein DCC1
Exons: 4
Coding region: 224-1420 (398 amino acids)
Biological process (GO): maintenance of mitotic sister chromatid cohesion; mitotic sister chromatid cohesion
Cellular component (GO): chromosome, centromeric region; Ctf18 RFC-like complex; nucleus
Source: RefSeq, a predicted model, not a curated record
GUAAAGCGUUAAAUCCAAACCCAAAAUUCAGCAACUCCCUCCAAAAACACAAAAAAGCCCCGCGCAGCUUUGCCCUUGUUUCAGAAUUUCAGAAACAAGCAGGAGUCGACGUAAUCUCAACUGCUCGUAAAGACCAAAACCUUGCCGGAAAACCCUGCCGGACUUGAUCUUCGUCGGAAGAAACACCGCCACAAACCGCCACAAACUCCAGUGAAAGGGUGAAAUGGAACCACAAUCACAAAAGAUUUCAGGAGGAGCAGAAACACUUAAACAUAUGGCUCCCGGAUCGUCGGUUUCUAUUGCAUAUCACCCCAAUUUUGGACCUCAUGAUGAUCUUAUCAUUUUAGAGCUGGAUGAGAAACUGGUACCAGAUGUUUUGAAUGAAAGGAUGGUCUUAAGAGGACAGCCUGAUGAAGAUGCAGUUCUUUGUACUCGAUCAAAAACAUAUGCUAUGAAGUUUGUUGGAACUUCGAAUUCUGUUUUGCUUGUACCACCGGCAGAUAAAUCAGAAUCAUAUGAAAAUCUACAGACAAAUGAUAGUAAUAAUAGUGACGAGAAAGUUGUUGCAAAUGUAAUAAAAGUUGUACCUGGUAAUAUGGAGCUUAUUGAGGUUUCACCCAGACUUGAUAAACUUAGAUUGCUUCUAUCGGAGAACACUUACAGAUUUGAUGAGAAUGACAUGGAAACUUUACAAGAUAAUCAGGAAUCUAGAACAGGAUUAUAUAGCUGGGAUGAUCUUAUAGAUAAUAUUCAAGCUAGUGACGAAGAAUUAAGGUUUGGAUUGCAGGCUCUUUCCGCUGUGGAGAUUAAUGGGUAUUGGAGAUUAGUUGAUGAGAGUUACAUGGACAUGAUUCUGGGAAUGCUUUUGAAAAAUGUAGUAUUGAAUGAUUGGUCACUCAAUGCUCUAAAUGAAGAUGAAGUCGUGAAUAUGCUGGAAUCAGACGGAUUUCCGUUGGUACUUGCAAGGCAUUGCUUGCAUGUAUAUGGCAAGCAAGUAAAAGAAAACGAUUGCAUGGAAAGCUGUUUGUGGAAGUUGGAUGAAAAGCGAGUAUGCAUACACUUUGCAAGAGAAAUCCUGAAAGGAGGUAAGAGGAAGUUAGAGAGUUUUAUGGAUGAAUGGAGGAACAAGACUCCAGAUGAAAUGCAUCCCACUUUUGAUCUUAUGGAAGGAGAGGUAUUGACAGAGAAAAUUGGAGUUGAGACAUGGGUCCGUGCCUUCCGUGUGUCUUCUUUGCCUUCCACUCCAGCUGAACGUUUCUCCAUUCUUUUCAGAGAGCGUGCGAAAUGGGAUUGGAAAGAUCUGCAGCCCUAUAUCAGGGAUCUGAAUGUACCUGGUCUUUCUGCAGAAGGUAUACUACUCAAAUACACUCGAAAGACGCAACCAUCGCCUAAUGAAGAUCCAGUUUUCAGUGCAAGAUAGAUAGUAUGUGCUGAUGCAUUCUUCACAGUCCUUAUCGCCUCCCCCCCCCCCCCCCCUCACUCUAAAUUGACUGUAAGUUUGUAACCAUAGUACUCAGCUCACAGAGAAAAAUUUAGGGUCAUAUUUUUAUUUCUUCUGUUUUCAUUUAGAUAUGUAAUAUCUAAAUCUGUAACCAUAGUACACUGCUUCGAAAUUUAGGACAUGAUUAGCAGCAAUGUUCACUCUAGAGUUGUAGACCUUGUCUUUCUUUACUUAUUUCAAAAUUAUGGAUUGCUUCUAAAAUGUUGAUCUACCAAAGUUCUGAGACUCAAAAAUGAAAUCUACAUAUUACUCUUAUGUAAAGCUAUAUGCUUUUGUGACAGACUUAAUUGCUUGGUUCGCUGCAUGAUAAACAGAGAAUCUUUGCUAGUAAA